CAUAUGUACACACGUACACGUACCCGUGGGCUGUGAAUGUUCAAAUUUUAACCAAUAUUCGUGAUUAAUCUAUUUCUUUAAUUACAACUGGAAUCUUCAUAGAGUCUAUCUUUAAUCAAGAGCAAGUGCAAAAUGAUGGACCAAGAUGAAGAAGAAAUGCCGCAAGAGCUGAACGAUUACAUCUCUGGAGAGGAUGAAGAUGAAGAUGAAGAUGAAGAUCACAAUGAAGAUCAGGAGGAUGAUCAGGAGGAGGAUAUUGCCUUUGAAAGGCUGCAAGCUGAGCAAGCCGAGGAAUCCAAAGGAGAGGGCACGAUGAAGAAAACGUCCAAACCAGGGAUCGUCUACUUGAGCCGCAUACCCCCACUGAUGAGACCACAGAGGAUCAAGAGGAUAUUCUCCCAAUAUGGCGAUGUUGGACGUGUGUUCUUACAAGCCGAAGACAAAUUCAGCCGCAAAAGUCGGAAGAAGAAAGGUGGUAGCAAGAGCAAGCGUUUCACGGAAGGUUGGAUUGAAUUCAUGGAUAAAAAAAUAGCAAAGAGCAUCGCCCUCACGUUCAACAACACGCCAAUGGGCGGGAGGAAACGGAGUAUUUAUUACGAGGAGCUGUGGAACCUGAAGUACCUGCAUCGCUUCCAGUGGGGUCACUUGGUGGAGCGUCUGGAGUACGAGCGCCAGGUGCGUCAGCAGCGCAUCCGUACAGAGAUCUCUCAGGCCAAGCGAGAGACAAACUAUUACAUGAAGAGCGUCGAACUCGGCGAUCAGUUGGAGAAGAUGGAGAAAAAGAAGAGAGAAAAGGGGAAGGAGUGGAUGGCGAGGGUGCGUGCUCAUAAACAGAAAGUGACCCAGGAUGAGUUUGAGAAGAGCAAGCCAAGGAAGUCUGGAAAGGUGUCGAAGAACACUCUUGGCAAGAUCUUCAAGAAAACAAACAAGUCAUGACAUGACAUUCCAUAAAAGAGGGGUUUGAAUCAAGAUAGUUAUCAACAAAUCCCUGUAUGAACUUUGAACGCUAUUUUGUAAUGCCAGCGCAAACAACUACCAGUAUUGUUUAUUCUAGCAAAAACAAUUGUGAAUAUUGUAGUACUCUGAUACCUUUUUAUGACUGGUAGUGCUGUUAAAUGAGUUUGUAUUGUCUUAUCGGCAAUAAAUGCUCAGCCAUGUGCACUAAUACAUUAAAUGUACUGAAGCCUGAGGGAAGUGAAACCAAACAAAUGAUCCAUCAUUUGUACAUUUAUAUUCCAUUCUUGAAAAUCCUGAAUCUUAUCUGUAACUUUGUGAAUGUUCAUGUACAUAUAUGGUAAUUUAACAAAUAAUGCAAGUCUCUUCGAAAGAAAUAUUGCUUAGUUCAAUAGACUGUUGAAAUAACCAAAACCAAAUCCAAAUUGGAAACAUAUACAUGUAGGACAACCAACGGAUUCUAGAAUGUGCAUACAUGUACAUAAACUUGUCUGCUAUGUAUUGAUAGUCAUAAUAAAACUUACUGGUUUUAUAGCC
This is a messenger RNA of Strongylocentrotus purpuratus (purple sea urchin), 1491 nucleotides long. It is a transcript of the gene abt1, whose product is annotated as activator of basal transcription 1. Gene Ontology annotation, molecular function: RNA binding. The transcript has 3 exons. Gene Ontology annotation, biological process: endonucleolytic cleavage to generate mature 5'-end of SSU-rRNA from (SSU-rRNA, 5.8S rRNA, LSU-rRNA); small-subunit processome assembly; endonucleolytic cleavage in ITS1 to separate SSU-rRNA from 5.8S rRNA and LSU-rRNA from tricistronic rRNA transcript (SSU-rRNA, 5.8S rRNA, LSU-rRNA). The record is from RefSeq and is a predicted model, not a curated record. Gene Ontology annotation, cellular component: nucleolus. Lineage: Eukaryota; Metazoa; Echinodermata; Echinoidea; Camarodonta; Strongylocentrotidae. Bases 133 to 936 code for a protein of 267 amino acids.